Panonychus citri (citrus red mite) is the source of this 1847-nucleotide messenger RNA. Its product is annotated as lachesin-like. The transcript has a single exon. Bases 165 to 1262 code for a protein of 365 amino acids. Gene Ontology annotation, cellular component: neuron projection. The record is from RefSeq and is a predicted model, not a curated record. NCBI's taxonomy places the organism in Eukaryota, Metazoa, Arthropoda, Arachnida, Trombidiformes, Tetranychidae.
UGCAUUCCAAUUCAAUUGUAACUUAAUUUUUGAUUUUGUUUCGUUAAUUGUUUUUCGUUUAAUUGUUUCCAAUUAAUAGUUUUGUGGGCUCAAUGUAAAUUUACACUUAAAAAGUAACCCAAUUGAGUUUGUUUUCUUCCUUUUGAUUGGUAAUUAGAUUGAAAAUGUUACCAGUUUGUUUGAAAACCAUUUUUCUUGUUUCUUGUUUGUUAUUGUUGGUUAAUUUUACUAAAUUAAUUGGAGCCACAUUACAUCCGACAAUUAGUUUUAUUUCACCCGAAAAGGUUGUCCUUGUUGGCGAUACUGUUGACCUACAGUGUGCUAUCCAAUAUCCACAAGAUUAUCCAGUAAUUUGGGUUAAAAUUGACCGAGAAGAUCCAAGGAACACCCUGUUCAUUUCCAAGAAUGCUGGACUCUCUAUACCGGACAACCGAUACUCCAUUCGCCAUGAUGAUGCCAGUUACACUUACACUUUACAAUUGUCCAAAAUAAGAGAAACAGAUUCGGGAACUUAUGAGUGCCAAGUGAUCACAGGUACAGCCAGUAGAGUGACAGCUGAUGUUAAUGUUACCGUUCGAGUGCCACCGACAAUUGUUGACAAUAGUACUCGGGUCGUUACGACCUUUGAAGGAGCUUCAAUUGAGCUGGUCUGCUAUGCCACUGGACACCCUCGGCCUCUCAUCAGUUGGCGUCGACAAAACAACGAUAUUUUACCAACAGGAAGCUCCGUUUAUUUUGGUAACAUCCUGUUGAUCCACAAUAUCACCAAGGAGGACAGAGGAACCUAUUAUUGUAUCGCCAACAACAGCGUCGGAUUGGAGGCCAAACGUAAUGUUGGCGUUAGAGUUGAAUUCGCACCUUCAAUCACAGCACCAAUGGAUGUUUAUCGACAAGCUAUUGAUUACUCCCUUGAGCUCGAAUGUGUCACCGAGGGUUUCCCACUGGUCGAGGUUUAUUGGUUGAAAGAUCAUUAUCGUCUAAAUGACGCUACAGGCGUUGAAAUAAAUUCCGUACAAACUUCAAACGAGGUUUCGUCUUCUACUCUUCGUAUCGCCCGUUUAAAAUCCGAUGAUUUCGGUGAAUAUGUUUGCCAAGCGACCAAUAAACUCGGUUCAACAUCAAAAGUAAUUCGAGUUGAACAAAGUUCUGAACCGAUUUACCAUCAUGCUUAUUUAUCAUUAGCAUCUUCAUCAACGAACCUACAAAACUCAUACUUAUUAACACUCGCAACUGUGAUUGUUUUGAAACAAUUAACAAUCUAAAUUAUCUCAUAUCUCACAUGAAAUUAUGCCUUUUUAAUCAACGAUCAAAUCACCUUGUGAUGAGAAAUUAAAUAUUUCUCUCCCUUAAAUUUGACACCACUUUGCAUUCAACAAUUAACCACAAUUAACAUGACCAAGUUUUGCUGAAAAUGUUAACCAGUUAAUUGCUGUUAACUAAAUUAUCUUCAUUCCAUCCACCAUUCCUUUGCCUAGAAAACAAAAAUCUCACAAUCAAGACAAACUCACAAUCUACAAUUUGAUUAGCAACUUAAUCAAAUUUAUGAUUCAUCUAAUUGCAAUCAAUUUACUUUAUCUUCUAAUGGAUGAAUUUUUUUUUCAUAUACUCUCACGAAUCUCAAUUUUCAACAAUCAACAGCUCAUCAUAAUCAACUGUUGAUUGUCAAACUGUCAAUCCUGAUGAUCAAUCAUUUUUAUACUUUGGACUAUUGCCUGUUAAUUGCUCUCUUAAUCACUUUGAUUAAUAAUUAAAUUUCACCUUUUGUUUCAAUAGAACAAUAAAAAGUGGGACAAUUUAAUUUAAAAAGAUUUUAAUUGUGAAUUUGAUUCGAAGAUUGUUGAAAUUAA